Messenger RNA from Malassezia vespertilionis, 903 nucleotides. RefSeq lists its product as uncharacterized. Lineage: Eukaryota; Fungi; Basidiomycota; Malasseziomycetes; Malasseziales; Malasseziaceae. The transcript has 3 exons. Bases 1 to 903 code for a protein of 300 amino acids. The record is from RefSeq and is a predicted model, not a curated record. Gene Ontology annotation, biological process: mitochondrial citrate transmembrane transport.
AUGGCCGCAACCGAGGGUGAAAAGCUAAAGAAAACCAACCCCCUUUUCUCGCUUGCGAGCGGUACAUUUGCCGGUGCGGUGGAAGGAUUUGCGACCUAUCCGAUCGAGUAUACCAAGACGGUAUCACAGUUUGCGACCAAAUUAGGAAGCAAGCCUCCCAAUCCGCUGGCCAUUGCUCGCGAUACGGUGCGCGAUCAUGGCAUUACGGGUCUUUACAGUGGAUGUGGUGCGCUAGUCGUGGGUAAUGCUGUCAAAGCGGGUGUACGAUUUUUGUCCUACGAUUAUUUCAAGUCGAUGCUCCGCGAUGAAGACGGAAAGCUGAGUGGACCACGUAGCCUGCUCUCCGGGCUUGGUGCGGGUAUGAUGGAAGCUAUCUUCGCCGUGACGCCGAGUGAGACCAUCAAGACGAAGCUGAUCGACGAUCAGAAGCGCAUUAAGCCCAAGUACCCUCCGGGCCUGGUCAGCGGCUCCAUGGCCAUCAUCCGCGAUGAAGGGCUGCACGGCAUCUACCGUGGCCUCAUUCCAGUGAUGCUCCGCCAAGGCGCGAACAGUGCGGUGCGGUUUGGCACCUACUCGACCCUGCGCAACUUUGUCCAAGGCUCCUCGCGUCCGGGCCAGCCCCUCCCGGGCGGCAUUACGUUUGGGAUCGGUGCCAUCGCUGGAAUUGUCACCGUGUACGCCACGAUGCCGCUCGAUGUAAUCAAAACGCGCAUGCAGUCGCUUGAAGCACGGACGCUGUACAAGGGUACAUUCGACUGUACUUUCCAGAUCCUGCGCCAGGAGGGCGUCUUGGCAUUCUGGCGCGGCGCUACGCCGCGUCUUGCGCGUCUUAUGCUCAGCGGUGGAAUUGUAUUUACCGUGUACGAGCAGAGCAUAGAGUCUCUCGAGCGCAUGUUUGGAUAG